CAAGGCUAUGGCCAAAGUGUCAUUCUCUUGUGAUGCUAGUUUUUGUCCUCAUUGUGGCACACUUCUUCCUCUGCCCGGGAUCAGUGAUGUUGUGACGUGCUUGCUGUGCAGUUAUAAGAUAAAUGCUUCAGUGUUUGAGGGUGUGGAAGAGUACUCAUGCAAGACAUACGCUACAAAGGUCACUUCUAAGAAGGAAAAAACAGAACUGGAUGGUCCUUUAGCUGAAAAAGUGUGUCCAAACUGUGGCAACAAACGUAUGGUGUAUCAUACGCUGCAAACCAGAUCAGCAGAUGAGGGGCAGACAGUGUUUUACAAGUGUCCAAAGUGCAAAUUUCAAGAAACAGAAUUAUCAUAGCAAUCUCGAUACUACUAAUGCAGAUAAAAUGCUACUAAUAACAGCAGUUAUGAUCUGGUCAGUCAGUUUUCAAAGAGGGACUCAUCAAUAUGCAAAGAAUCGCAUCUUGCCAGCUC
Molecule: messenger RNA, 471 nt
Organism: Corticium candelabrum
Lineage: Eukaryota; Metazoa; Porifera; Homoscleromorpha; Homosclerophorida; Plakinidae
Product: DNA-directed RNA polymerase I subunit RPA12-like
Exons: 4
Coding region: 8-355 (115 amino acids)
Biological process (GO): termination of RNA polymerase I transcription; DNA-templated transcription
Cellular component (GO): RNA polymerase I complex
Molecular function (GO): zinc ion binding; nucleic acid binding
Source: RefSeq, a predicted model, not a curated record